This is a messenger RNA of Siniperca chuatsi (mandarin fish), 1777 nucleotides long. Its product is annotated as protein max-like. Gene Ontology annotation, molecular function: protein dimerization activity; DNA-binding transcription factor activity. Gene Ontology annotation, biological process: positive regulation of transcription by RNA polymerase II. Bases 171 to 650 code for a protein of 159 amino acids. Gene Ontology annotation, cellular component: RNA polymerase II transcription regulator complex. Lineage: Eukaryota; Metazoa; Chordata; Actinopteri; Centrarchiformes; Sinipercidae. The transcript is spliced from 4 exons. The record is from RefSeq and is a predicted model, not a curated record.
CGCUGUUUGUUUUCCCGUCCAUGUGUAGGCGAAUCACGUGUAGUGAACCGUUGGUCGUCAUGUAUCUGCUGUAGCAAAGCUCCGUGCAAGAUUUUGUUAUUUGCCUCCAGUUGUCGCUGCACUGUUUUGACAGCUGCUUGUUUUCUUUUCCCAUACAUUUUUACCGAAGAAUGAGCGAAAACGAUGACAUCGAAGUCGACAGCGAUGCAGACAAGCGAGCACAUCACAACGCGCUUGAGCGCAAACGCAGGGACCAUAUUAAAGACAGCUUUCACGGUUUACGAGAUUCUGUGCCAGCAUUACAAGGGGAGAAGAACUCUGUCAAACAGGCUUCCCGAGCACAGAUUCUAGACAAAGCCACUGAGUACAUCCAGUACAUGAGGCGAAAAAACCAUACCCACCAGCAAGACAUUGAUGACUUAAAGAAGCAGAACGCACUGUUGGAGCAGCAGGGUACCACUGCAGUACGUGCACUAGAGAAGGCCAAGGGGAACACCCAGCUCCAGACAAACUACUCUUCUGAUAGCAGCUUGUACACAAACCGUAAAGGGAGCGCGGUGUCCGCCUUCGACGGAGGGUCUGACUCCAGCUCUGAAUCAGAGCCAGACGAGCCGCCCAACAGAAAGAAGCUGCGCGUGGAGCCCAGCUAGACUCGGGUCCCCCCGGGUUCUCCAAACAGACUCUUUUUGCCCACCAGCCCCGACUCCUCUUACCUGUCCGCACUCAAUCCCGCCUACUUACACCAGUCCCAGAGACAAGGUGGAGACUGUGUGAGAGAGGUGUUAUUAUGUAUAAAAUGCUUCUACUUUCCUUUUUCCUCCUGGCAAGCAUCCUGUCACUCCUUUUGUGGCCCAGCAACAACUUUCAAGACCCCCAAAGUGAGGCAGCUCUGCAGUUUUGAAGGACUUUAUGCUUUUCAAACCUCAUGAUAACUAUUCCUAAUCAAAUGUGGAGAUGACAAGGUAUGAGGCUUUAGUAAAGCUACAUAAAAGUAAAAAAAAAAGAAAGUUUUUCUCUGUUGGAAUUGUGAGACUUUACAAGCUUUGACAAAAUUGUAAUUAGGGAUAGUUUACUUUUUAAUAUUCAUACUUUUCCAGAAAAGAAUGUGAAGUUGGUUUUGAAAAACAAACAAACAAACAAACAAGUAUGUUAUGCAAGAUGCAACCCUCUGUAUUCAGUGUAGGUGGCUGAAGUUUUUGUCUCUGAAAAUGUUUGUGUAUCAAAUGAAUCCCUCUAUUUAUAGUGAUGCAUCAAAAUUGAGUUCUUACCCUUACGUCUGAUCUCCUUUAUGUUUGGCUUGAGAUUUUCCAGAGAACACAGGAGGAUGAACAAGUUGACCUGCUGAUUUAGUGGAUUUUCCAUAGGUUCAACUGUUUAUUUUCCUCUAUUUUUUAUUAUUAUCAGAUAAACUGUGGGUAUAAAAAAAUCCCCUAAUACUGAAUGUUACACAAUGCAGUUAAAGGGCAGUGACCUUUUAUUUUUGUUAAUGGAAGUCCAUUUCAGUGUGUAGUAUAUAACACUGUAUACUCUUAAAUGGUGUCAGCUCUGCAAAGAAAAGCCUUCCCUUGAAAUAUUUGCCUGUGCAGGGAACGUUUAUCUUUCUUUUUUUUUUUCCUUUUUGCAGAGGUAAAUUAGUGUGUAUGUAAUCAAUAUUUGUUUGUUCCAUUCCAUGGAAAUUACAGGUAUGUUGUACAUACUGCCAACGGUUGUCUUGCAAGUUAAGGCAUACCUUUAUUAUGAGACUAUAAAUAAAACUAUUUUAUCCAUUUGGGAUGUA